Molecule: messenger RNA, 396 nt
Organism: Protopolystoma xenopodis
Lineage: Eukaryota; Metazoa; Platyhelminthes; Monogenea; Polystomatidea; Polystomatidae
Source: the annotation of a GenBank genome assembly
AUGGGCAGAGGUCCAGCUAUCCAGUGUCCGCUACUCGUUCCUCUUAGUCCGAGCCAACUGACGUACACACCCUUUCGCCUCCUCUCGUGCCACCGAUGUGGCCUUCGCUUUUGUCUGCCGGCUCAGCCCAAUUCUUCAUCCACCAACCUGAAUACUGAUUUAUCUCUUCAGCCGAUCACUCCGGUGACUCGAGCCAACCCAUCUUCAUUAGAUCCGCUAAUACAAUGCAGUAUCUGUCUUACUUGGUCGCAUCGCUCUUGCUACUCUGGCGAGGUCGAUAAGACUGCAUUCCGGCUUGACUGGGCGUGUGAUGGCUGUGCUGGAUGUUAUUCAGGUCAGCUGCUUUUUCGCUCAAAGCUGAUAAAUGGAGAGGCUAUAAAUAUUUACAUCUACUGA